This is a messenger RNA of Fragaria vesca subsp. vesca, 830 nucleotides long. RefSeq lists its product as uncharacterized. The transcript has 3 exons. Lineage: Eukaryota; Viridiplantae; Streptophyta; Magnoliopsida; Rosales; Rosaceae. Bases 1 to 438 code for a protein of 145 amino acids. The record is from RefSeq and is a predicted model, not a curated record.
AUGAGGAACAGGGAUGACAAGGACAAUGGGGUUUUGUUUAUUUUUAUUAGAAGUUGCCGCUUGGGAUCGGUGGAGGGAGGGGCUGGCUUUGUGCUGGGUUGGGCACGCUCGGUUAGUUCUCUCACUUCUCUGACUUCUCUUUCUCUUCUCUUCUCUCCUCAGUCCUCUCUGUGCCCUCUUCAGUCUUCACGGAUUCGAUUCCCGGACGAAGAAGACGCUCACCGUCCGCCACCGAUUCUGACCGUCCGCUAUCGAUUCUCACCGUCCGCCACCGAUUCUCAUCGUUCGCUAGCCAGUCGCCAGUCGUCAGUCCGCCACCCAGUCGAUCUCUUCACCGAUCUGAUCUCUUCUCUCUACCGUCCACUGUUGUCGUCGUCGCCAGUCCACCAGUCCGCCAGUCGCCAGUCCACCGUUGCUAAGGGAAUUCUGUUGCUGUAAAUAUCAUUAACACUAGGUUGUUCUUGUUCUUCAUCUCUUUUGUCUGUUUUCUUUUUGGGGCAUGCUCUUUGUUAGUUUGUUGUUGGAGGAGACUUUUAAUUUUGGGCAAAAGAAGAAGUUUGAAGCUGUUUGUGGUGGGUGGCAGUUUGGUUGGAGUCUCUUUUGUUCCAUGUUAUUGUAAAUAUUUGGUACUUUGGCAGUGUAAUCUUGGUCUGUAGUGAGUGGCAGACUGGCAGUUUAUCAUUUCUGUUGUUGUAUUAGUUUUAACUGGCAGUUUAUCAUUUAUAUUGCUGUAUUAGUUUUAAUUGUUGUUGUAUUAGUUUUAACUGACAGUUUAUCAUUUUUGGCAAUGUAAUCUUGGUCUGUAGUGAGUGGCAGACUGACAGUUUAUC